AAACCAAAAAUAUUUAAGAAAAAAAAUCUUUUUUUUAAAAGGAAAAUCGAAAAUGUUCGAUAGAAAAAGCCCCCUUGAAUAUAUCGAAUAAGUUCUAUUUUACCAUUCGAAUAUCUAAAAUGAAUAAAUUUUUCGUAACAAUUCGAAUUAUUCGAUAGUAAAUAUGUAAUAGUUCCCAUCAGUAGGUUUAAGUUGAAGUUUGUUUGUACUUUAAAAAAAAAAGUAUUUACAUUAAAUGGUGUCUCAAUAACACAUAAAAACAAAAAAUAUAAAAAUUAACCAAUUAAAAAUGAAAGUAUUAAGGUCAUACUCCAAAAAUUUGCAUUUUUCAAAAAAAAAUUUUUUACUGAAGAGAAAUUUUGGAGGAAAUCAGCAUAAUUCUAGUCACCUUAAAUCUCCAACUGAUGCGUCCAAAAAGUUUGAAAUCAACGAAAUAGUUUGGCCAAGGAAAGUCUUUUCCGGCAUUCAGCCAACUGGCGCAAUUCAUAUUGGUAACUAUCUUGGUGCAAUCAGGAAGUGGAAGGAACUGCAAGACCAAAAGGAGAGUGCAACAUUUUGCAUUGUAGAUUUGCACUCAAUAACAAUUCCCAUUGAAGCAUCUGCCCUUAGACAAAAUAUUUUGAAUCUAACUGCAACUAUGUUGGCUUGUGACCUUGACCCGAAGUUAUCAACAAUUUAUGUGCAAUCAACUGUAAAAGAACAUGCUGAGUUAAAUUGGAUUCUCAGUUGCUUGUCUACAAUGGCGCGUUUGGCUCAUUUACCACAAUAUAAAGAGAAAACCCAAAAAAUGAAAGAAAUCCCAUUGGGUCUUUUUGUUUAUCCAGUACUUCAAGCAGCAGAUAUCAUGCUUUUCAAAGCAACGCAUGUUCCAGUAGGUGAAGACCAAGUCCAGCAUAUACAGUUAUGUCAACAUUUGGCGAAAUCAUUUAAUUUCAAAUAUGGUACAACGUUUCCCUAUUGUCAUGCAUUAAUCGAUAAUCGACAAGCAUCUCGAAUACUUUCUCUUCGUAGUCUUGACAAAAAGAUGUCAAAAUCAGAUCCAGAUCAGAAGGGAUCAAUAUAUUUAACGGACAGUUCAGAUCAAAUUUUGCGAAAAAUUAAAAAAGCUGUUACAGAUUUUACUUCAGAAGUAACGUUUGACAUAGAAAAUCGUCCAGGCGUAAGCAAUCUUUUAACAAUACAUUCGCUUAUGACGGGAAAAUCUAUAGAAGAUAUUUGUGCUGAAGUUAAAUUUUUAGAUACUGGAAAAUAUAAAUUUCAAGUGGCCGAAGCAAUAAUAGAGCAUUUAAGUCCAAUUCGAAAUAAAAUAGAAUAUUAUUUAAAAAAUAAGGAGUAUUUAAUAUGUUGCUUGGAAGAAGGAAGAGAAAAAGCAAGUACUAUAGCUGAGCAAACUAUGACAGAAGUAAAAAAUAAAAUUGGUUUAGGACCUAGUGGUGAAUAUGGUAUUCCAGAAGCAUUGAUGAAUCAAUUAUAAUAUAAAAUGCAUGUACAAUUUAUAUAUGUAUAUAAUAUGUAUUUCGACAACCAAUUAAUUUUUUAAAUGAAUGUACGUACAUUUGCCUGUGCAUGCAUAAGUAUGUACAUGUCUACGCAGCAUAUUCAAUAUAUUAAUUUAGAAAAUUAUAAAUUAAAGUUAUAAACCCAAUGCCAUUUCAUUUUUCAAAAUUUUUUUAAUACAAAAUCUUAAGUCAGAAAUUACAUGCCAAUCAAAGAUUGAGAUUGAUGAAGAUUGACCAUGCGUCAUCGUCAAUCAACUAUUUUGAUCACACUUUGGUUGACGGAAAAGUAGAAAUAUUUUAUAUUUUCGUCAAUCGCUUUUGACAAUAAUAAAAUAAAAGCGAAAAAAUAGAGUUGAAUAUGUCAACUGUGUGAUACCCUAUGUGCGAAUUAAUAUAUCAUAGCUGACUAUGUGACAGACUAUAACUUUAAGUUACCAUAUUCAUUUAUGCAAAAUUUCAGCAUUGUGUUUUCAAUAUUUUCUAAAAUAUGGCCAAACCAUUGUAGUUGUAGGGCAGCUACUAGAAAGAGGCAAGCGAUUUCAAUGAAUUUUAGCAAACACAUUGGCCCAACUAAUAUAUUCGCUUUUGUGAAAUUUCAAUAUCAUAGCAUUCAAUCAAAUUGAAAUUUCAAUUUAUAGUUUCUGAGAUAUAGCCAAAUAACUUUUGAAGUUGCAUGGCAGUUACCCGAACCAGUGCCCCGCUUAUAUCGAAUUUCAAUAGGGUUCUGGUAUUUACUACAAUAAAUCAUUUGUAAAAAUUUGGUAAACUUAGCUGAAUUAGUUUUUGAGUUACCGUUGGGACGGACGGACGGACAUACAAAGCUAAAUCGACUGAGAAUUCGACACUGAUCAAAAACACAUUUGAGUCUUUAUCUAAGACCAUAAUUUCUUAGCAUUUGAAACGGUAGGCCAAAUUAAGCAUUCCCUUCGAACAUACGUUCGUACGGGUAUGAAAAUGGCGUAAAUAUAAGUUGUUGAAUAAAAUGUACCGUAAUCAGCUGUUUUAAUUUUUUCUUUGCAAUUUACCAUUUGACAGUGGAAUUGUAGUUUUAGAUUUUUGAAUUUAAAAUGUAAACGUAAAUAUUCAAUCAUGAUUGUUAUUUAAGCACAUGGAUCUAAUAAUACGUUGUAUACAACUUGCAAAUAAUAAUUUUUGAAGCCAACAUCAAAUAUGAAUAUACGUUAGUUAGAAAUUUAUGUGAGUUAUUUCUUCAGCAAAAAAUUUAUAAUUUUUCAACAAUACACAUAUGUAUAUGCAAUAAUAUUUUAUUUUAAACAUAUACAAUAUUAUUUUUUCAAAAUUAAUACUUAGUAUUUUUAAUAAUAAUUACUUUCAGCUGUCAUGAAUUCCACUCUUAGAACCCUUCGAAUUACGAACAUAACUACGACGUAGGCUUUUGAAUGAUCACAAAUUCCUUUCGUAGAGAUUAUAAACCACCAAUGGCAGUAUAGGUUUUCGGGUUGCCAAAAUCAGUAUUUUAUUUCAACUAUCAAAUGUAUAUUCCUCCUUUUUUUUCUAUUUCAGUGAACAACUUUCUACAAAAGGAUAUUGUCUAAAAUAUUCAGGUAAUAGAACUUUUUGUUUAAAUAUUCUUUUGUAAGAAAGUUGCAUUUUCUUUUUGAAUAUUUUUGAAAACUCGGCAAAUAAAAUUUUUGGUAAUAGCAAUUCAUUUCCUUUCAUUAUAGCUGUGUUAGAGUAACUCAAACUCAAACAAAAAAAUUCAAAAUUUAAUAAUUUAAUAUAAUUUUAAAUUCCUUUUUACGAUUGUUUAUUUCUUUCAUAGGUUGUUGAAGGUAACGUAAUUUAUGAUUUCUCCAUUACGAAUAUUCAGAGCAGAAUUUUAAUAAUUCGUAAUUGAUAAUAUGAUAUUCGUAAUUUUCCGAAUUGCAAUUCUACGAAUGAAACUCGGAAAAUUACGAAUAUAAGCAAUAAUAUUAUUAAUAUACACACAUAAGCAAUAAUAUUCGGAACGAAUUGUCAUUGUAGUUAAAUAUUUUUUAAAUAUUUGUAUAAUUAACAGGUAGAAUUUAAGAAAUGAAAUAUAUGUAUAACAAUAGACAACUUCAAAAUUAUGGAAAGCAAAAUAUUGAA
Molecule: messenger RNA, 3590 nt
Organism: Condylostylus longicornis
Lineage: Eukaryota; Metazoa; Arthropoda; Insecta; Diptera; Dolichopodidae
Gene: TrpRS-m
Product: tryptophan--tRNA ligase, mitochondrial
Exons: 3
Coding region: 290-1474 (394 amino acids)
Biological process (GO): mitochondrial tryptophanyl-tRNA aminoacylation
Cellular component (GO): mitochondrion; mitochondrial matrix
Molecular function (GO): ATP binding; tryptophan-tRNA ligase activity
Source: RefSeq, a predicted model, not a curated record